Chondrus crispus (carragheen) is the source of this 1726-nucleotide messenger RNA. RefSeq lists its product as hypothetical. NCBI's taxonomy places the organism in Eukaryota, Rhodophyta, Florideophyceae, Gigartinales, Gigartinaceae. Gene Ontology annotation, cellular component: membrane. The transcript has 2 exons. Gene Ontology annotation, biological process: metal ion transport. Gene Ontology annotation, molecular function: cadmium ion transmembrane transporter activity; manganese ion transmembrane transporter activity. The record is from RefSeq and is a predicted model, not a curated record. Bases 1 to 1506 code for a protein of 501 amino acids.
AUGAAUACUAUGCACGAACCCUCCUUGUCCGCCAACAAGCCACAAGCCCUAUGGAAGCGCGUCUUCGCCCUCAUCGGCCUGCCCUGCCUUAUCUCCGUAGCCGCUAUAGACCCCGGCAACCUCGAAGUUGAUUUGCAGGCCGGUCAUCUACUCGGCUACCGCCUGAUCUGGGCCCUUUUGCUCUCCUCCAUUAUUGGCUUUGUCUUGCAGGCUCUUGCUGCUCGCCUCACUCUCCGCACUGGCAACCAUCUUGCAGAGCUUUGUGCAAAAGCUUAUGCUCAUGACCGAGUCCUCUCCCUCACCAUUUUUGCCUUUGCUGAACUCUCUAUUGUCGCUUUCGACCUCGCCGAGGUCGUCGGUACUGCCAUCGCCCUCCAGCUCCUCUUCGGCUGGCCGCUAUGGCUAGGCAUGAUCCUCUCUGCACUGGACACCAUGCUUGUGCUCUACCUCCAGCGCCGCGGUCUCACCACGGUUGAAAUCCUCAUCGAAGGCAUGCUCUUCAUCCUUGCUGCCUGCCUUAUCUACGAGUUUGCACUCUCGCGUCCAUCCGCGGCCGGCAUGUUCUAUGGAACGUUCGUCCCGACGCUCGGCGACCGCCCGCAAGAAGCAGCCAUUCUUGCUAUCGGCAUCCUCGGCUCAGUCAUUAUGGCCCACAACCUCUUCCUUCACAGCUGGCUCAUCAAGCACCGCAGCCUCAAUGACGGCCCUCUUCUAAUCCCGCCAACCCUGGCGAGCAUCAACGACGAGUGCCGCUACGCCACUAUUGAAACGGCUGCCAUCUUUUUCGCAACCUUCCUGAUCAACACUAUUGCUCUUUCUGUCACGGCUGCCCUUCCAGAUAAGGUACUCGCCAGCAUCGAUGAAAUUGGUCUCCGGGAUGCGGGCGCCCUGUUCAGAAACUUUUUGCCUGGUGAGUUCGCAUCUACCGCAUGGGGUGUCGCCUUGCUUGCUAGUGGGCAUGCCGCAACGGUAACCGGGACGCUAGCGAGUCAGGUAGUGUGUGAAGGGUUUCUUGACAUCCGAGAGGGCUCGAGCCCCGCAGGCAUCGUGUUGGCUACGCGUGCUGUAGCUAUUAUCCCCGCUUUGGCUGGGGCGCUCAUCGCAGGGCAAGAGGGGGCUGAUCGGUUGGUGGUGCUAUCUCAAGUGGUGCUCUCUUUAGCGUUGCCGUUUGUCGUCAUCCCGCUGUUUAAAGUGCUUGCAGUGACAGAGGGAGAGAAGGGAGGAGGGCAAUGGCUUGUUCGAGCGGGGUACGUUUCUUUUGCAGUAUUGAUCGUGUCGAAUGGUUUUGCUGUCGCUGGGAUUGGGGCGCAGGUCAGAGAAGAGGCUGGCGGAAAUAGUUUUCCGUUGAUAGUGCUGGGGUCGGUGGUGGUUGUGGCUGUUGGGCUUAUUGUGAAUCUACUUCAAACGCCGCCUCAGUUGGAAGAGAUCGACUUGGGGGUGAAUCGGGGUUCAGAGUCUGCGGAGAGGAGCGCGUUAGCAUCAGAGGCGACGUCGACGUAUUCUUAAGCAGGGCAGAAGAUAUGACCUCUACAUGACCUCUUCCACUCACAGGAGCGGUAUCCGUGACGUGGAGGUAUGGCAAGGUGACCAUGAGAAGUUGACAUGGUGCUGCAAUGUUGUACAGUAACGGUACUGUACAGCUCGGACACUACAGUAGUACACUCUUGUUACAGUAGUUCAAUAUUUACAGUAGUAUCAAAAUGAAUUAUUUUAUGUGACAUCGGAA